Colletotrichum truncatum is the source of this 561-nucleotide messenger RNA. RefSeq lists its product as uncharacterized. Lineage: Eukaryota; Fungi; Ascomycota; Sordariomycetes; Glomerellales; Glomerellaceae. The record is from RefSeq and is a predicted model, not a curated record.
AUGGCUAAUAUGAUGCCCGCUCAUCAAGAUGUGUGUGACGCUUUCUGCUCCUCUCAAGAUUUUGGGGGGUUUUUGGACGACUUCAUCCGGACUCUCAACAUGGUUACACCGCUUUGGGAGUGUUUGACCAUAGGCCUCUUAGCUCUUGACCUUGCGAUCACUCUUCACGGUAUCAGUUCUAAGAUAGCAGAUACCGUUCUGUUGGAAGCACAUGCAAACACCACUACAGUGCUUGCACUCACUGAGCUGAUCACCCUCAUGCAGCUUCUGCAAAUGUUUCUUCCAGCUUAUCCCACCGACGAAUUUGAAAGCCUUGAACUGUCUAAAAAGCUUAGGGAUCAUGUGCACUGCAAGUGGAUAGGCGGACUGUUCGGCACAUAUGGAGCAGAGUUCGCUGCAUCUAUCCCAAGACUUGACGAGGGCGAGCUAAGGACCUUUGGUCUUUUCUUGAUUCCUGUCGGAAUCGCCGUUGUAAGGAAAUGGAGGAAUUUAAGGCGGCGCUUGAGGGAAUUGCGGAGGAUGGAAGAGGAGGAGCUAAUCGCAGGAGUGUUUCGAGGUUGA